Molecule: messenger RNA, 2847 nt
Organism: Cladophialophora bantiana CBS 173.52
Lineage: Eukaryota; Fungi; Ascomycota; Eurotiomycetes; Chaetothyriales; Herpotrichiellaceae
Exons: 2
Coding region: 1-2847 (948 amino acids)
Biological process (GO): maturation of SSU-rRNA from tricistronic rRNA transcript (SSU-rRNA, 5.8S rRNA, LSU-rRNA)
Cellular component (GO): nucleolus
Molecular function (GO): protein binding
Source: RefSeq, a predicted model, not a curated record
AUGGGUCGCAAAGACCCUCAAAAUUUGGUCUCCAAAAUUUCCUCCGCCUCUUCGCCUGCGGUGGGCGCCGGUGUCAAUACCCAAAAAUCCUCAGUAUUGAGAUCUGCGUUUGCUCCGUCACAACUGCAAUUACAUCUCUUCGCCUCAGUCAUCCAGAGUUUCGACGGUCACCAAUUGCGCAUUCAUGAUACUACUACCGGACGUUUGCGCAGCCAGCACGAGACCAGAGCUGGAUCAAAAAUAUCUUGCCUUGAUUGGGGCUACUAUGGUGCUGCGUACCGGGAACGACAACAAUCAGCUUCAAAAAAGAAGCGCAAGCGAGACCAGGAGAAUAAUGAUGGCGUAGUCGUCGCCUACGGAACCAAUACCUCACAGAUUUGCAUGUUCUCGCCUGCGGAAGGCCGAAUUGUAGGUACCUUGAAUGGAGGCCAUGAAAGAGGUGUCAAAGACUUCAAAUUCUCUUGCGCGGACUAUCUGCACGGCUGGAGUAUCGGUGAAGAAGCAAAGCUGUUACAAUGGGAUCUGACCAAGGACCAACCCAUAAGGACAAUCAACCUCCCAGACCCUGCUAUCAGUAUCCUCGCCUCGCCCUCUCAAGAGCUCCCUCAGAUCCUGUGUGCCUCUUCCACGCCCUUUGCAAUCGAAAUCACCUCAUCGGAUGAUUUUCGGAUAGGUCGCUUCGAUUCUUUCAAAAACCCGAUUCACUCUUUAUGUCGAUCGGGUUCAGAGGUGUCAGGGGCCUCUGAAUACUUCCUGGCCGCAGACCCGGAGAGAUAUAUCAACGUCUAUGACAUAUCCCAAAAGAAACUAGUGCGCACCUUGGUCGCAGGAAGUGGUGUCGUUUCUCUCGAUCUCGCGACUCCCACAGAUGAAACAGCAGAGUUCCUCCGACAACAAGUUCUCAGCGUCGUGACAAGAGAAGGGAGCGUAGAGCUAUUUCCCAAGCCUUUUACAGAUAUUCAGCAAAUUAACGGUGAUUUGAAAUCCAGCAGGAAGAACCUCACAAGGAAAGCCUCGGCCUCGAUUCGACUGGUCAGACCGGAGUCAAAAGCUAAAUAUGUCCCCAUAUUUGCAGCAUUCCUCCAAGGAUCCCACGUCGUCGUCGUCUCCGCCGAUGGCGGCGUGGAUCUAACCUUUCAGAAAGUCAGAUGGCAAGACGAAGGAAACGGGGAACUGCUAUUUGACGGCGUAAAAGAGGUGGUGAAAGCGAGGAGCUCAUCUACCCUCAAUACAGCCACCCUCAACGGAGUUAAGGAUCUGGGAAAGACACAUGUGGAUGAGUCGAGGACUGUCGUCGUCAAUGGUGGAGCCGGAGGUGCGCCUCUAGCCAAUGCUAUCGAAAUCUCUGACAGCGACAACGAUGAGGAGGUUGACGAAGAUGAAGGGGACGAAUCUGCAGACGAAACAGCGAACAGGACGAAGGGCGAAGGUGCAAAAGAAGACGAUGAAGAAGCUUCAGAUGAGAACUCGGACGAAGAAAUGGCAGACGCUGAAAAAGCUGAAGACGCCGCCGCCAUGGGCGAAGCAGCGGCCGACUUUGAAGGAGAAAGAGGAGAACCUUCAUUCGGCGAACUCCUAGCAUCCAAGCACCCCCACGAGAUAUCCAUCGCAUCAGCCCUCCCUCAACGCGACAUCUCCACCCUUACACUCAAACCCAACCAGACAACAAUCCCGUCCGGCAUGUCUCUCUCCACGGUGCUCACCCAAGCACUCCGCACGAAUGACACCACUCUUCUCGAAGCUUGCCUACAUACUUUUGACAUGGCCAUUGUCAAAUCUACUAUCCAACGUCUUGACUCCACCCUCGCUGGCCUUCUCCUAUCAAAACUCGCCGAACGCCUUGCGUCUCGCCCGGGGCGGUACGGACAUCUCAUAACAUGGGUACAGUGGACGUGUAUCUGUCACGGCGGAGCAAUUGCAAGCCAGCCGGGUGUUGCAAGAAAAGUAAGGACGUUGUAUGAGGUGUUGAACGCGAGAAUGAGGACGUUGGAUGAUUUGUUACUGCUGAAGGGAAAGUUGGAUAUGUUGGAUGCACAGUUAGAUUAUCGAAAACAGCUGCUCGCUCAGAGACCACAGGGCAGCAGGAAAGGAAGGGAUGAACCCGGGAUCAUCUACAUUGAAGGGCAGGAUAAUUGGGAUAGCGACGAUGAAGAUUUGGAUGAGGAAAUCGCCAGGCCUAGCAAGAAGCCGAGGACGAAGCAACAGAGGGAUCUGGGUGAGCUCAUCGGCAACGACGAAGAAGACGAGGAUGAUGAAGAUCUCAUGCCUCUCCCAAACGGCGCUGAUGAUGUGUCGUCCGACAAUGACGAGGAUGAGGAUGAUGAACCAACGCUUAACGGCAUAGGGAAAGCUCAUGCGCGGGGCCUCGUUGAUGAUGAAGCCGAAGUCUCCAUCGCCGAAGAAUCAGACCCGGAUGAUGGAGGUCCCUCUCCAGCAGGUUCAGAUACUUCAUCCGUCGCAUCUUCCGACAAUGAAGAUGCCAGUAGCAGCUUGGGCGAAGAGAGCGAUGACGGCGAAGAAGAGGAGGACGACUCGGAAAUGGACAGCUUCAUCAACGACGGGUCCGUAGACUUUGAAGAGGAAGUUGGUGACGAGGUGCGUGUACCUGGUGACUCUAGUGACGACGACGAGGAGCCCGGAAACGAAGAUCAAGAUGAGGAGCCCGGAAACGAAGAUCAAGAUGAGGAGCCUGAGACUGAACCUGCGCCGAAAAAAACUCCCGUCGCCAAAAAGAGGAAAGGAAAGGAUAAAGACAAAGAUCGGGUGAAGGCUAGGGGAAGACUCCCGCUCGUUAAGGACGAGGACCAAGACGAUGAGUCCGACGACGACGAUAUGCACAUCGAUUAG